Messenger RNA from Gorilla gorilla gorilla (western lowland gorilla), 2272 nucleotides. It is a transcript of the gene ANKUB1, whose product is annotated as ankyrin repeat and ubiquitin domain containing 1. The record is from RefSeq and is a predicted model, not a curated record. Bases 383 to 2017 code for a protein of 544 amino acids. Gene Ontology annotation, molecular function: protein binding. The transcript has 6 exons. NCBI's taxonomy places the organism in Eukaryota, Metazoa, Chordata, Mammalia, Primates, Hominidae.
UUCAGGAGUCAGUUGAUGGGGACCACAUCACAAAAGUGUAAUUUAUGAGUAGCAUUUUUGUAUCACAUGCUUGAAGCUUGUCCAUACUUGCCUCAACCAUUGUCAAGUUUGCUGGUUUCCGUAAUAUAGGAAUAAGGUGGCUAUUGACUACCGCCUUCCGCAGAUAAAUAUUUCCUCCAAAGUAGCUGGUGUCUGUGUUGCCUGAUACUGUGGCACUGUGGGACUAGACUCUUCACAUUCUACAACUUACCUUUGAGGCUAGACAGUGACAGCUGCCUCUGGCUAUCAUUUUUGUCCUUAAUUGUGAACUGGAAUUUUUCUAGCCAUCCAGGAGAAUCUUUGAAAAAGUUGGAUAUUUUUUGUUUGAACAGGUAAUUGUACAAUGAGGAUUUUCAUCACCUUUGAAGGAUCUUUUGAACCGUUUGAUGUUUCAGCAGAUGAAACUGUGGAGGUUGUCAAGCUGAUGAUAAAGGAUUAUUUCCACAUUCCUCUCUCUGAAGACAAACAAGGCAGGCGGUAUCUGGAGUUAAUGUAUGCUGGAGCUGCUCUAAAGGACAGUUGGAGUCUUGCUGAUGUUGGAAUAUCUUUCUGUUCAACUCUCAAAUGCUUUGUUAAGGAAGAAGACAAGCCUACUCUAUACGUGUUCAAUGCUGUAACUCAAGACACAAUGCCAGUAAUGGAGAGCAUUUCCCUUCUUGAUAAAACAGUGUCUGAUCUGAGAACACUGGUAACUCUGAGAUGUGGCCUCCCCGUGAGUGUCUACUGUCUCCGAACCCCAAGGGGCCUAGAGAUGUAUGAUUGCAACACCCUCAAGGACUACCAGACUGAUAUUGGCACAACACUUCGCUUGGACGUCUGGGAUGGAUGGAAGGAAUUUCUCAUGGGUUGUCUCCUUGGACAAAAACUUAAAGUCCAACGCUACUUAUCAAAAGAAGGACCAGUACUCAAGUAUCAGAAAAGGGUAGCCCUGUACAUUGCUGCUUUUUGUGGGUACAUUGAACUCACUGAAUGGGCCCUGAAACAGGGUGCGCGGCCCCACGAGGCAGUCGGUGUUCACCCCUAUCGAGCAUGGUGCCAUGAAGCCCUUCAUGCAGAUGUCUCUAAAUGCCCCAUUCAUGCAGCUGCAGAAGCAGGCCAACUGUUGAUUCUGAGGGCCUUUGUCAACUGCAGUGUGCUGUGCCUGGAAUGCAAAAAUGCAGCAGGACAAACUCCCCUGACCAUUGUGUUCAAACACAAGCAUAAAGACUGUGUAUUAUAUUUGCUCAGUAAAAUGUGGUCCACAGUUUCUUUUCCAAAAAUUUCAGUCCCAAUGAGGAUUUAUAUUAAAAUAAAACAAUGGAUCCUCAGAGCUCAGAGUCACAGUCUUCAUAAAAGCCAGUUUUGUGGAGCAAGGGUCUUUGGGGCAAAAGUUGGAGACACUGUGAUGGUGGAUGGUUUCACCAAACCAAAAAUGACCUCCAAGAGCUGGCAUAAGGCUGGGAACAGCGACUCACAAAGCAUCGUGUUCAAGAUACCAUCUCUCAGCAAACAAACUGCAAGCAGCAAACCUGUCAAUCCUUUGGCAAUUUCACAGCCGGACACAAGAAAACAAGCCCUCAAAUUUCAUCCACUGGUGAAUGCAAGUACAUUCUCUGAAUUACAAAAACAUAAACAACAAAAUCAGAAAAAAAUUACUGCCACAGCUAGGAAAAAAGAAAAGCUCAUAAAAAACAGAUAUCUUCCCCAAGUCCCCCUCCCUCCAGUUUCAAGAGUGGGAUAUUCACAUCCAUCGUUUUUCUAUGCAACACCCAGUGCUGACUUUUUACUGAAGUCCUCCUUCUCAUCUUUCUUAGAGCACAGUGGGAAGACUCCAAGGGAGAACGCAAUCUACUGCUUAGCUGCGGCAAGUGCCUUUAAAGAGAAACGAUGGCUUCAGCAGUUAGAAAUAGCAAGAGUCCUGGCCAAAAAGAGCAUUUCUAACUUGACUACCCGAGGAGGUCUGACAGCAUGUGAAAACUCUCUAGAAAUUGUGCUUUGAAAAGUCAUGACAACCUCAGUUUGGACAAAGACCUGAUCAAACAGAAUGUCCAGUUCUAAUGUUAACAUUUCUAAUAACAGUUCUAAUGUUAUCAUCUCUAGCAACAGUUAUAAUGCCACAUAACUUUUAAUAGGAUAUUUAACACCAUGUUUUCUCGGACUUCAUCACACUAAGUGAAACUUUAGUGCUAUUUUUGCAUAAAGAAUAUGAGGAAGGAUUCAGAAGAAACUUAGAAUAGUAGUUGUCCACAGGGUA